Molecule: messenger RNA, 5377 nt
Organism: Syzygium oleosum
Lineage: Eukaryota; Viridiplantae; Streptophyta; Magnoliopsida; Myrtales; Myrtaceae
Product: paired amphipathic helix protein Sin3-like 3
Exons: 23
Coding region: 756-4997 (1413 amino acids)
Biological process (GO): negative regulation of transcription by RNA polymerase II
Cellular component (GO): histone deacetylase complex; chromatin
Molecular function (GO): transcription corepressor activity
Source: RefSeq, a predicted model, not a curated record
AAAAUUAAAAACAGCGAUUUUUAAUUAUCCUAUUCCCUCCCUCUUUUGUGUCUCUUUCUUUCUCUUUCUCUCUCUCUUUCCCCGUUAGGUUCUUCACAUAUCUUGGCGAACAGCGUCGUUCAUCAUCUUCACACGAAACUCUCCAUCUCUCUCUCUCUGCUCUGCAGCAAUCUCCUCUUCCCUUCGUCCUUCUUUCUGGUUUCGCUGCGCUUUCUGCAGAAGCAAAGCGGACAAAGUCGUGGUCUUCUCCUUCUUCCUCCUCCUCCUCCUCCUCCUCUUCUUCUGCUUCUGCUUCUUCCGGCGAGUGCUCGUUCCGCCGCUCCACGAUCCUCCCGGCUCGUUUCGCGAUAGCUUCCUGUUUUUCGACAUUCUCUCUCUGCUCUGCGCGUUCGUCUCUCUCUCUCUCUCUGUCUACGUGCUUUGUCGUUCGUUGCCUUUGUCUUCAAGCAAUGUGAGAACCGCUCAUCGGCGUUGAGUUUCUGGACGCGCCUGGAGGAUUGCUUGUGCUGGGGAGGCGAUCGGAGCUGGCGGCUCCAGGUUCAAUUUCCCGGCGUGUCGUUUUUUUGCUUUCUCGGCUUCUUAAAAAAUCCGCGCGGUUAGAUCUGCUUCGGCGCGCGCGCUGGUUCUGGUUUUUGAUGGUGAGGUCGUUUGAUUGCGGGAUUUCGGAUUUGAUUGUAGCGGCGAGCGUGAUGCGGCGUUGAGAUAGUGGAAGCGAAGAGGGCUUAGCUUGUUUUUUUUCACCUCCGGUGGUGAACAUGAAGAGGUCUAGGGAUGAUGUUUACAUGGGCUCUCAACUGAAGAGGCCUGUGGUCUCUUCUCGCGGAGAGAACUCUGGGCAAGCCCAGGUCAUGGGAAGUGGAAGUGCACAAAAGCUGACUACAAAUGAUGCCUUGGCAUACCUUAAAGCAGUGAAAGACAUUUUUGAGCACAAUAGAGAGAAGUACGAUGACUUCCUUGAAGUUAUGAAAGAUUUUAAGGCUCAGAGAAUCGACACUGUGGGUGUCAUAGCAAGGGUCAAAGAGUUAUUUAAGGGAUAUAGGCAACUGAUUUUAGGUUUCAAUACUUUCCUGCCUAAGGGAUUUGAGAUAACUCUUCCUCCUGAAGAUGAGCAAGAGCAAGAGCAACCACCUCCACAAAAGAAGCCUGUUGAAUUUGAAGAAGCUAUUAACUUUGUGAACAAGAUUAAGACAAGGUUUCAAGGGGACGAUCGUGUUUACAAGUCGUUUUUAGACAUUUUGAAUAUGUAUAGAAAGGAAAAUAAGUCCAUUACUGAGGUCUAUCAGGAGGUUGCCACACUUUUUAAAGACCACGCUGACCUCCUUGAGGAGUUCACACACUUUCUACCUGAUACUUCCUCUGCAGCGUCUAAUAUGUAUCCUCAAUCUGGAAGGAACUCUUUGCUCCGUGAUAGGAGCUCCACCAUGCUGUCCAUGCGGCAAAUGCACAUUGACAAGAAGGAGAGGAUAUCUGCUUCGCAUGCUGAUCAUGAUCACAGUGUAGACCGACCUGAUUUAGACCAUGACAGAGCUUUGCUGAAAGCAGAAAAGGAGCAGAGAAGGCGUGGGGAAAGAGAAAAGGAUAGAAGAGACGAUAGAGAUAGGAGAGAACGGGGGCAUGAUGAGAGAGAAUUUGAACAUGAUAGCACUAGGGACAUCAACCUGCAGCAGUUUUCCAACAAACGGAGAGCAUUUCACUUGGCUGCUGAUCAAUUGCAUCAAGAUGGCGAAGUAGAAGAGAACUUCAGUACACUUCCCAGUUCAUCCUCAUAUGAUGAUAAAAGCACUGUUAAAAAUAUCUAUAGCAAAGAAUUUGCUUUCUUCGAUAAAGUAAAGGAAAAGUUACGAAAUCCCGAGGAUCACCAGGAAUUUUUGAGGUGCCUUCAUAUUUUCAGUGAGGGGAUAAUUUCACGGCUAGAAUUGCAAACACUGGCGAGUGAUCUACUUGGCAAAUAUCCGGAACUUAUGGAUGGGUUAAAUGAAUUUUUGGCACAUUGUGACAAGAAUGAAGGGUUUCUUGCUGAUUUCAUGAGCAAGAGACACCUGCCCAGAUCGGUGAAGUCCGAGGAAAGAGAUAGAGACCGAGAUCGUGAGAAGGAUGGAGGAGUUAAGGAUAAGGAUCGUGAAACACGUGAAAGGGAUAGGCUUGAUAGGUCCAGAGAUGCUCACAAGACGUCCUUGUUUUCAAGCAAGGAUAAGUAUAUGGCUAAACCAAUUAACGAACUUGACCUCUCUAACUGUGAGCGCUGCACUCCCAGUUAUCGCCUACUGCCUAAGAAUUAUCCUAUUCCCUCCGUGAGCGAUAGAACAGAGCUUGGUGUUGAAGUGUUGAAUGACUAUUGGGUGUCUGUAACUUCUGGAAGUGAGGACUACUCAUUCAAACACAUGCGCAAAAACCAAUAUGAAGAAAGCCUGUUUCGUUGUGAAGAUGACAGGUUUGAAUUGGACAUGUUGUUGGAGUCUGUGAAUGUAACUACUAAGCGUGUUGAAGAACUGCUAGAGAAGAUUAAUAAUAACACGAUCAAACAGGACAGCCCAGUUCGUAUUGAGGAGCACUUUACAGCUCUUAAUUUGAGAUGCGUUGAGCGCUUGUAUGGUGACCAUGGGCUUGAUGUGAUGGAUGUACUAAGGAAGAAUGCUCUUCUUGCUCUGCCUGUAAUAAUAACUCGUUUGAAGCAGAAGCAAGAAGAGUGGGCAAGAUGUCGUUCGGAUUUCAAUAAAGUUUGGGCUGAAAUUUAUGCCAAGAACUAUCACAAAUCACUUGAUCAUCGCAGUUUCUACUUUAAGCAGCAGGAUACCAAAAGUUUGAGCACAAAAGCCCUGUUGGCUGAGAUAAAAGAAAUUAAUGAGAAAAAACGUAACGAAGAUGAUAUACUUCUGGCCAUUGCUGCUGGAAAUCGACGAAGCGUUGCUCCAGAUUUAGAAUUUGAGUUCCCAGAUCCUGACAUUCAUGAAGAUUUGUACACGAUUAUCAAAUUUUCCUGUGGAGAAGUUUGUACAACUGAGCAAGUGGAUAAAGUUUUGAAGAUUUGGACCACUUUUUUGGAACCAAUGUUGGGUGUUCGUUCCCGGCCUCAGGGUGUCGAAGACACAGAAGAUGGGGUAAAGGCUAAAAGACAAGCUGGCAGAAGUGGUACUGCCAAUGGUGGCCACGAUGACAGUGUUCUGGAUGGUAGUGCCACUGUCCUGAACAGAAGACAGGUUAAUCCUCUAAAAAAUGGGGAUGAUGUAAUUCCACCAGAACCAUCAAUUACUUGCAGGGCAUUGGAUAAUGGAGAUGGCAGGGAUGCCGAAGUCCCUUCACUUGGUGUGGAUCAUGUUGCUUGUAGAACUUCUGAACAAGGAAAAAUACAUGAUAUUGCAUCUCUAGCUGAUGAAAUGUCGGGUGUCAGUAGACCAGUCAACUCAAAUGAAAGAUUGGCGGGGGUGGAGCAAAGUAAGGGGAAAUCUGGCAUUGAGAAUACACCAGGGCUAAAUGCUGCUCCUUCUAGACCGGGUACUGUUGCUGCAGAGACUGCUGUUGAUAUGCGAUCAAGUAAUGAUAACUUACAUUCAUCGGAGGGUGAUGACUGUACGCGGGCCAAUCUGUCUGCCAAUGGUGUGGUGAAGGAUACCAGCAGCAUUCAUAGAUACCAUGAAGAAUCAGUUGGGCACUUGAAAGUUGAAAGAGAAGAGGGUGAAUUAUCUCCUAAUGGGGAUUUUGAGGAGGAUAAUUUUGCCGCUUAUGGGGAAGCUACUUUAGAAGCUGUACAUAAAGUGAAGGAUGGUGCGACCAGUAGGCAAUACCAAACCAGAAACGGAGAAGUUAUUAGCUGUCCUGAGGUGGCGGCAGAAAAUGAUGAGGAUGCAGAUGAUGAAGGCGAGGAAAGUGCACAGAGGUCAUCAGAGGACAGUGAUAAUGCUUCUGAGAAUGGGGAGGUCUCAGGCAGUGAUGAAUGCUCUCGUGAAGAGCAUGAAGAAGAUGGCGAUCAUGAUGAACAUGACAACAGGGCAGAGAGUGAAGGUGAGGCUGAAGGGGUGGCGGAUGCUCAUGAUCCUGAAGGAGAAGGAAUUAUAUUACCAGGUUCAGAACGUUUCCUGCAAACAGUGAAGCCUAUGGUGAAGCAUGUACCGAUGGCUUUGCGUGAAAAAGAAGGGGAUUCUCGGAUUUUCUAUGGAAAUGAUUCCUUUUAUGUUCUUUUUAGGCUUCAUCAAACAUUGUACGAGCGAAUACAAUCAGCAAAAAUCAAUUCAUCAUCUGCUGAGAAGAAAUGGAGGGCUUCAAGUGACACUUGUCCUACUGAUUGCUAUGCCAGGUUUAUGAGUGCUCUCUACAACUUGCUUGAUGGUUCUUCGGAUAAUACAAAAUUUGAGGAUGACUGCCGAGCUAUUAUUGGAACUCAGUCCUACGUUCUGUUCACUUUAGACAAGUUGAUAUACAAGGUAGUUAAACAGCUUCAAACCAUUGCGACUGAUGAGAUGGACAACAAGCUGCUCCAACUAUAUUCGUAUGAAAAAUCCAGAAAACGUGGAAGAUUUGUCGAUAUUAUUUAUCACGAAAAUGCACGCUUUCUCCUUCACGACGAGAACAUAUACCGCGUUGAAUGUUCAACGGCGCAUUUGUCGAUACAACUUAUGGAUAAUGGACAUGAUAAACCUGAAGUGACUCCAGUGUCCAUGGAUCCUAAUUUUGCGACGUAUCUGCAAACUGACUUUCUCUCUAUUGUUCCUGAUAAAAAGGAGAAAUUUGGGAUUUUCUUGAAGAGAAACAAACGGAAAUCUGUGCAUGAUGAUGACAGUCAUGCUCUGGAAGGAGUUAAAGUCAUCAAUGGUUUGGAGUGUAAGAUUGCUUGCACUUCAUCGAAGGUGUCAUAUGUUUUGGAUACGGAAGAUUUUUUGUUCCGCACAAAAAGGAAAAGGAAAGCUUCCAUUAGAAAGAACUCGUGUCAGGACCAGAUGAAGUCCGAGAAUGGUGAUUCAAUUAGAAUACAGAGGUUUCAUAGAUUGCUCUGCGGCUCAUAGUUGGACGUGAUGUCACUGUCUCUCCAAUUAGAAUCAUUCCGCGAGCAUUGAGUACACGGGAGCCAUACAAACUUAUUGAUGGUGCCACGUUGGGAAAUCCUUUCGUGGGAAUUGUAAGAUUUUCAGGUUUUUUAUCUUUCACUCAGACGGGUCAUUUUACUGUCUCGCCAACAGAAUAAGGGAUCGAGAGGAAAGGGCAAACCUUGUUCAGAAUUUGUAGAGUAGCAUAAUCUCGUGGGGGGGUUUUGAUCCACCAUUGUGUAAAUAAUGUCAUAUUGUGAUGUAAAAUUGAGAUACUCGGUUCUUUUCAUUCAUCAACUAUGCUUGGUUAGACAUCAUUUUGUCACUAAGCUAAUGAAGGAUCUUGCAGUUAUUUGACC